AUGAACAAGUUUCAGACGAGGCGGUUAACCCAUGACCCUGAGGCUCACCUUGGUGCGGAUCCUCAGGCGUUGGCCAUGCAGACGGCCACACCGGGCAAGGCCAGGACGAAUGUCAGGAUCUUCCAGGUCCUGGCUGUGGAAAACACACCCAACCAAAAGUUCAGACUGACACCAUACCAGCCUCGGACCAAAAUGUGUCUCAGUGCAACAAUCAUCUUAACUAAGAGUUUGUUGAGCCUGCGAGAACCCGACGAGCAGCUAAAGCAGCUGAAGACAUCUGCAGGACAAGUCAAACAAGAGCAGCGUUCCUGUUAUCACUCAGCUGGUUGUGAUUCUAAAAGCUGGUUCUCUCCCAGUCUUUUGAACACCGACUGCUUCAUCAUGCUGCUCCAAGCGCUGCUGCAGACGUCGUUGGUCCUCUGGUUGGCUCAGCCAACGCUGCAAGGCGGGGUUCAGCCUCAGAGUGUAUCCUAUGGACGAGUGCUGCCAGUUCAAAAUGUUGGUGUUGGAGUAAAACCUGGAGUUACGGGAGCCCUUGGAGCGCUGGGCAGCCGCUACAACACAAAAGCUAUGAAGACUGGAAUUGGACGUUAUCCUGCCGCUCAACUCGGUGUUGGAGGUUAUAGAUCUCUCGGUUUGGGAGCCAGAGGCCUGAAGCAAGGUGGAUAUGGAGCCCAGGGAGUUUAUGGUGCCAGUUUGGGAACAGGAAUGGGUCUGGGCCCAGGACUUACUAAUGGACUGGGAUUUGGUUUGGGCCAAGGCGGAAAACGUGCUUACGGUGCUGGUCUUGGAACUCUUCCAGGAUAUGAAGCUUUUGGAGGCGCUGGGUAUCCAGGAGCUCGACCAGGUGUUUCUGCAGCAGAUUUGGGUGGACCUGAGGUGGCCAGUCUGGGCCCAUCUCUUCAAGAUCUUAAGAGACAAAAGAGCAGAGCUGAAAGUCACUUGUAUGGAAACCAAGGCAGAACUCUUGGAGCUGAAUCCCCCAUGGAGAGGAGAACCGGUGAACUCGGUCGGUCGGUUCCUGAGCUACAUGCAAGAAUUGAGGUCAAAAGCAUCGAUCCAGUCCUUCAGUCAUCCAAUCUCAGACCCACAACCCCUCUCCAACAGCAGGAGAAACAUCUUGGUGCUGUUUCACAAACACAAAGAGCCCAUGCAGCGAUCAAAAGUGGAACAGCAUUAGCAGCAGCGGGCGUGAGAAUACAACUUCCUGUUGAUAAAGACUUCAGACGUGUAGAAUUGUCUCAGACACACAACUCCAGAGAUUCAUCCAUGCAGCAGAACCUAAGACCUGGAGACAGUGGAUCUCCUGAUGAGUUAUCAGAGAGGUUAGGCAUCAGCCACUUUGGCCUUUUGGGAUCACAGAGGCAAAGGCUUCAGAGGUAUUUCGCCCAGCCCCAUGCUAGUAAAAUGGACAAACAUCAUGCGCUCGUGAACCCGUCUUCACAAGAGAGGCCCUAUCCUUCUCUUCCACAAGGUCAAGACCCCAGGAGCAGUUUGUUCUCCACUGGACAGCAGCCGGAUAAAAGAAACCCUUUAUCCACGCUGGCAAACAGACAGGGCGACAAAGAAGCUGGGUCUACAGACAAAAUAGGACUUCACAUCAGAGUCCAGCAGCACUAUGGUCCAGUGAGCCCAGGUGGAAGCAGAACUCAGAGUUUGGGUAUUGUCUUGGCUGAAGAAGGGCACGACGCUCAAAAGUUUCCUGAAGAGGACGCAAAAGACUUUUCUCAGGCAGAAAAAACUAAAAUAAAGCCAAAAUCUUUCUAUACCCCAGGGCAGACUGGGGGGAAUACGCAAGCUGCAAGCUAUCUUGGUGGAGCAGGAAACUACCAGGGCGCAAGCCUGGGAGCUGUAGGCUAUGGAGCAGGUCUGGGACAGGGGGCGUACCUGGGUGGCGCAGCUGGAAAGCUUAGUGCAGCUGCUGCGCUUGGACAAGGUGGGUAUCCCCAAGGUGUUCCAGGCAAGACAAACGGUUAUGGUGAUGGCGUAACGGGAUACCUCGGCGCUGUGGCAGGUAACGGCUUUGGUUAUGGGAAUGGAUACAGUGAUGGUUACGGAGCUGCCCUGAGCACAGGAGGCUACACAGGACAGCCCCAGGGGCCGUACGGAGCACUUGCUACAGGACUGGACUCAACUGCUGGCAAAUAUGGAGCAGGAGCUGCACAGGUUCCUUAUGGGAAUGCUCCUGUAAUUCCUGCAGGACUGGAAGGUAACGGAGGCUACCCGUACGCCGCUCAGCAGCUCGGCCUCACUGCUGAAGGUGCCAAAGCCGCCAGCAAAUAUGGAGCUUCUUCAGGUUAUGCAAAUCACCCAACAGGUUACGGUGCACAGCUUGGAGCUACCCAAGAUGCCUUGGGAGAGCAGGCUGGGAAGUACGAUGGAGUGAACGCUGCCCUAGGUAACGGGUACAAAGGCUAAUGAAGACGACGUGGACCUCAUCAGGGGAAUGACCUCAGCAAUGUUUGCAGUGUGAAGCAUUUUCACUACUUUUGUAUGUUUUACUCUUUUGUUCUCUGGUGCAUCCUCACAACAGAUUUUUUUAACCCCUUAUGUUUCUCUGUAAGUAAACGUGUGUUGCUCAUGUUUGUCUUUUUCUUACAAACCCAUUCAGUCCUGCCCCCUCUGUCUGAAACGCUGGCGAACGUCGAACAUUUAAAGUGUAACGAGAAAGAAAUGUGUGUGUGUUUUAAAGAUUUUAACCAAUAAAUGUCAACUGACGUAAAAUAAAAGCUUGCGAGUGAGA
Messenger RNA from Nothobranchius furzeri (turquoise killifish), 2743 nucleotides. RefSeq lists its product as uncharacterized. The record is from RefSeq and is a predicted model, not a curated record. NCBI's taxonomy places the organism in Eukaryota, Metazoa, Chordata, Actinopteri, Cyprinodontiformes, Nothobranchiidae.